Molecule: messenger RNA, 1213 nt
Organism: Haliotis rubra (blacklip abalone)
Lineage: Eukaryota; Metazoa; Mollusca; Gastropoda; Lepetellida; Haliotidae
Product: myotrophin-like
Exons: 2
Coding region: 9-473 (154 amino acids)
Cellular component (GO): cytoplasm; nucleus
Molecular function (GO): protein binding
Source: RefSeq, a predicted model, not a curated record
CACCGGUGAUGUGGGCAGCAAGGUCGGGACACAGAGAUGUGGUGGAGCUGCUAUUGAGUAGAGGGGCUGAUGUGUCUCUGGAGGACGGUGGCGGUAACAGCAUCCUUCACUGGGCCUGUGAGGGAGGAGACGUAGGGACGAUGGAGUUCCUCCUGUCCCUCAACGUGGUGGACGUCAAUUGUAGAGGAGGGAGUAACACGACACCGGUGAUGGCGGCAGUUGGUGAGGGACACAGAGAUAUGGUGGAGCUCCUACUGAGUAGUGGAGCUGAUGUGUCACUGGUGGACGAUGACGGUAACAACACCCUUCACUUGGCCUGUUAUGGAGGAGAUGUGGGGACGGUGGAGUUGAUACUGUCCCUGAACGUGGUGAACGUCAACACCAGGAACAACGAAGGACAGACAGCUGCCGACGUGGCGAGAAACGGGGGACGACAGCAAUUGGUGGAUCAACUGGUUAAAACGAGCCGGUGAUGAAACUGUCUUAGUUGAUCUAGUUCCAAAGAGCUACGAACUCAAACAGUUACCACGACUAACAGCCAUGGGAGGAGGUGUUGCAGUUAAAGCUAAACAGAAUCUGUACUCCUUCCACUGUUUUAAGUUCAUUUGAACCACACUCCGGCGCAGUGAUGACUUAGCAUAUCAUCACUGCCAUAGGCUAAUUUGCAUAUCACGUGACCGGACUUUUCCCUUGUUUGUAAACAAACGUACAUACACGUAAAUCAGAAGAGUCUGACAUUAUGCAAGCUUUUCGGUGCGCUCUUCAUAUUGUUUUACAUUGUUAUAUACAAUGUAGAUAUUCUCCUACAGUUGAGGCGGUCAGAUCCAUGACAAUACAUAUUUAUCCAUCAAAGUUACGACAUCGCUAGGUCUGCAUAGGGCUUCGAUGACAGCACGUGGAACCGCAUAACCUAUGUAAACCAAGGAUCGCUACGCAAGUCGAAAUAGUGUUACAUGUUUUUGGAUAUGUUCUCAGUGAAAGUAAACCAUUCAAUCAAUUAAGAUUAACUAGAUGUCUUGACUCGUCAAAAAUGAAAGUGUAUGAAAUAUAUACAAUAUAUUGAAUGGACUGUACGAGAUGUGACGAAUCAUCACAUCUCUCUGGCCCGUGGCAGAGGUGCUAUGCUGGUCGCAUGGAACUCUAGGUAGGAAAGUGCAGUUGAACACAUGAAGAAAGUGAUUACAGCUGAAAGUAGAUCAUGAGGGUGGCGCUA